Cinara cedri is the source of this 21801-nucleotide messenger RNA. The record is from the annotation of a GenBank genome assembly. Lineage: Eukaryota; Metazoa; Arthropoda; Insecta; Hemiptera; Aphididae.
AUGGAAACAUGGUUAAUUCAAUCUAUAUGGAUUGCUGUUUUUGGUUUUCUCAAAGAAUUUCGACCAGAAGAUCCUUACAUAACUCAAUAUUUGACUAAUCCACCAAUGAAUUUUACAAAUGAAGAAGUAAGUUUAUUUUCAAUUUAUUUGCAAAAUGUGUGAUAUCUAAAAUAAAUGAAAUGUUAUAUAUAUUAAAUAGGUAUUUAUUAUAAAAUUAUUUAUUUAGAAUAAUUUUAAUAUUCCAAUAUUAUACAAUUGAUUUUGACAAUUUUAAUGAUUAAAUUAAUCAAUAAUAGAAAUUUUAUUAAUUUGAAACAAACAAUAAUUUAUACAAUUUUACAGAUAAUAUAAUAUAAUUAUGUUAUUAUUUUUAAUUUAUUAAUGUUAUUAAUCAAUGAAAUAAAACUUGACAGUAAUCAUUUUUUAAUGAGUAAUAAUUAUAUGAGAUAACCUAUAUUUAUCAUAGUUUAUUUAGUUAAAAACGGGACUUUAUUAAAUGCAUUUAAAAUUAUUAAUUUGCCUGUUAUCAAAUUAUUAAUGUUACCAAUUAAUUAUUAAAUUAAAUAUAGUUUUUAAUUCAUUAGGAUUGUUUAUGUAAUCAUUAUUUUAUUUAUUUUUUUAAUAGGUAAACCAAGAAAUAUAUCCAGUUUCAACAUAUACGUGCCUUGGACUUACAGUUAUUGUAUUUUUGGUUACUGAUUAUUUACGUUACAAACCAAUUAUUGUAUUAAAUGCUGUUUCAAGUGUUAUUACACAAAUAUUUUUGAUUUUUACUCGAACUAAGACGGACAUGAAGGUAGGCGAGCAAACAUAAUAACUUAAAAACCAUUGUUUAUUAAUUAUUAUUGUUAUAUUAAAAUGCCCCAAGGUGUACAUUUUAUUAUAAAGCAAAAUAAAAUAAAUAAAUAAUAUGAUUAUAAAUAGCAAUUUAACUUAAUAUUAUAUAUAUAUAUAUAUAGAAAAUAAAAAUUGUUUUAAAUUCUAAAGGAAAGUUUUAAUAUAUUUGUUAAAUUUAAUUGAAAAAUUUAAAAUAUAUCUAUUUCUAAUGGAGUAUUUGUUUGGUAUAGAUCAUGGAAGUCUUUUAUGGUACUAUGAUAGCUUGUGAAGUUCCAUAUUUUACAUAUAUUUACACUAAAGUAGAUAAAAAGUAUUUUAAAAAAGUAUCCAGUCAUAUGAAAAUGGCAUGUCUUAUAGGUCGACUUGUUUCGGCUUUGCUUGCUCAACUACUUAUCGAUAACCACAUAUUAACAGUGCCACAUUUGAAUUAUUUAACACUUUUUGGUAAAAUAUUUUAAAGAAUUCAAUUAAAUUAUUAGUUGACUAAACAUUUUUAUUUUAUCACAGGUGCAUGUGCAUCAGUAUUAUGGGCCAUUGGAUUACCUCCAGUUAAGAAUAGUCUGUAUUUUCAUAAAAGUCCUGAACAUACUCAUAUAAGAGAUAUCAGUACAGGUAUAGUACUUUAAAUUUUAUAUAAAUACAAUAUUAAUAUUCUUUGCUUAAUAUUUUGAUUCAUUUUGUAAGCUUGAGUUAUCUUAUAACCAUAAAAAUAAAAUGCAUCUAUUUUGUAAUAUUAUAUACUCUAAGUAAUUAUUUAGGCGAUGCUUUCAAUUUGUAACCUUAAAUAAUUUUAUUAUACAUAGUGUUCUAUAAAGUAAAGCAAAUUGCUGUAGAUAUUAUUGUACGCUAUUUAUUUUAUAAGCCUAUAACGAAGUAAUAGGCAUUACAUUACAUUUUAAUAUUACUUUCUUUUUAUUUUUAUUUCAAAUUUGAAUAUAAGUUUUGUUAGAAAAAAAAAAAAUAUUUAACUAUAGUUCAAUAUUGUUUAACGUAAAAAAAGCUGUUGAUAUGAUUUGAAAAAAUUAUUUCUAAAACUUAAUACAAUAAAAAUUUAAAAAAUUCAGUGGCAAUCAUUUAAAUGAAUAUAAAACAAUAUUAUGGAACUCAUAUACUAUCUACAUUGGAAACAUACCUAACGCAACCACAAUUCACAUCAUCCCAUUCGGGGUUUUUUUUACGUCUGAAAAUGACUUUAUUAAUUCUUAUUAUUGUUAUAACGGAAUGUUGGAAAAAAAGCCCUGAACAGGAUAGAGUAGAUUAAAUGUUCUGUAUUGGCAGACUAUAUAUGUACGUAUAUGUGUAUAGAUGUUUUAAAGGCUAAACGCAUCUGGUGGAAAGGUUAAACUACAAAAUAAAUAUAAUAAUUAAUAUUUAUAACAACAAAAUAAAAAUAAUGUAUUAAGUAUGAAAUAUUAUUGUUGAAACUCCUUAUUGAAAAAUAUUACUAAGUAAAAUAAUUAUUAUGUUACAUUAUUCUAUUGACUACUAGAUUAAGGGGAUUGGAAGCGGUGAUUUUCUAUGUUUGUCUUACAUACGUACAAUAUAGGUAUUUAAAUGUGUUCUAUUUUCUUUAUACCAAUUGGUCUAAAAAAGCUAUAAGAAUAGUGAAAGCAGAUUUGAAUUUGUUUUCAAGUCUACUUGAGAUUGACUUUUCCACUCUUUUUAUUUCAAUUUCUUCCAAAAUUAAAUAUUCCAUUUUUUUAAAUUACUCUGUUUUUUAGGAUUUAGGAGGAUAAAACCAAACAAUUAGGAAAGUCGAUUUCAAGUAGAUUUGAUGGAAAAUUCAAAUCUGUUUUCAAAAUUCUUAUUGCUUCACUAGAACAAUCUGUAUGUUAGAAAUGUAGUCCAACAGAUGUAUUCGAUGUAGUUUGAUAAAUACAUUUCAAUAGUUCUUAAAAAAACUAAUUUGAAUUAGUUAGUUACUGAUUAAUAUAAAUUAUUAUUUCUUGAAUGAAGUAGUCGUUAGGUGUGGUUACCAAACUUUAGCCCAAAAUAAAGUGGUCCUAUGCUUAAUUUUUAAAAGAAGUUUGAUCAAAGCCUAACCUUAACAUAGGGCUUAGCACCAUUGAUUGUACCAACCGAAAUGAACAUACUUUCAUAUUUUUGAUUGUAUUAUUAUUCUUUACUUUUUAAUAGGGUUUUAUUUUUUUUAAAUUACACUCUUCUUAAUUAAAUAAAACAUUAAUUUUAGUUUUAAUUAAUAUUACUGAGAAGAACAAAUGAUUGCACUUUUAUAAAUUAAUUUUUAAUUAUUCAUUUUAACUUGGUUUUUUGUGGUAGAAAUUAUAUAAUCGUAACUUCAUGAGUAUUUAGGAAAAAAUGUUAGUGAAAGAACAUUCUCUGAAUUUAGUAAAUUGUAUACAAACAUUAGAAUAUAUAUUUUAAUUAUUUGUCUAUAACUUUAUUAACUUUUAAACUAAUUUUCAUUUAUUACAGUUUCUAUUCCCAAACUUACAUUCUCUAUAGUUUUAUUAAACUUAAUUUCAGGUAUAAAUGUGUAAUAAUAAUACUAGUUUAUAGUUAUAAUUAAAAUAAAAAAUAAAAAAUAAUAAGAACAAUUAUAAGAAUAUAAAAAAUGUAUUAUAUAAAUUAUACUGAUUAAUUAUAAUAUUCACUAAGUGGGUAGCUAUAUUUUAAUAUUUUACAUUUCUUAAGAUAAAUGUUGUAAUUAUGUAUAGUUUUUUUUUCUAAUUGUUUUCUGCUUGCUUACUUAAAACUAAUUUAGUACUUUAUUUUUAUUAAAACUAUUAAUUUUUAACACUAAUUUAGUUUUGAAAAAUAUUUAGUGAAAUAAAACUAAAUAAUAUAAUAAUUGUUAAUAACGAAUGUAUAAAAUAUUUGAUGUAUGAUUAUUUAUUUUGAAAAAAAUAUCAAAGCUUUAAAAACAGAAUUUUAUAUUAUAUUAGUUUAUCCAAAAAUAUGUAAACUGAUGCAAUAAAACAUUUAUUUCAAAUACAUUUUGAUAAAUAAAAUUAAUCCUCUUCAAAGUAACCUCCAAUGGUUGUAAUUAAAUAAAAUUGUUCUAUCUAUAUUUGCAUUGUUUAAAACAUCCUUAUACAUCAUGAGAAAUUAGGCACUACAGUUUCCUUGUCAAUUUGUAUUUUGUGGUUUUCAGUGCUGUGUUCACGUGACCAUUUUUAAUUUCGGAAAAAAAAAUAAGUCACUCUGAUGAGUGAGGGAGUGGUAAAGUGUAUAAUGGAAUUAUGAACAAGAAUUCUCAGUUUCUUUUCAGAUUUUGCUUUAGAAACAGUAGCUUUGAAAUGUUUGUUGUACACAAUUUUCUUAAUCCAAAUCUUGUGUCAAAAUUGUGUUCAUAGAUGAUUUUUUGAUGUUCAACUCAUCAGUUAUCAUCUGAAAAAUCAUUUUUUACUUAAAAAGCAUGAGAGACUGCGCACGUUCAAUGUUUUUGUUGCCACUUAAAGUGAAAGGACAUCUUGAUCUCAUAUUGUUUUUAUGCCCCUCCUUAAUCAAUUUAAAAAUUUCUGUUCUUUUUAGUAUGGUGUUUCCAUUAAUAGUGUUUGAUAUUUUAUUUGAGCUUUUCAAAAUUUCACUUAGAAUUUUAUAAAUGCAAGUCACGUUUUACAUUUUGACUUUGUGAUUUAUUUGAUAAUGAAUUUUCAAUUCGAAACCGGUCGUACAAUACACUUAUCUUAAUACUCCAGGAGACGUAUUCAUUUAUUUAAUUAUUUACUUCUACAUAUGAAUUAUUUAUUUAUAUAUUUAUUCAUGAGCAUUUAAUAAUUUUGUUUUUACUUUAUUAUUUUAUUAAAAAUUGUAUGUUAACUUAUUGUUUUGUUUAUUCAUUAAUUUCUUUCAUUGAUAAAGAGAAAAAUAAAGUUGAACUAAAAUGUCUUUAACUCUACUCUUCCCUCAGCUGAUACUUAGUACUAUAAUAGACCAACUAGUGAGAACAGUUGUAUCCUCACCACAAAUUGCUGUAGAAAACCAAUUCGCAAACUUUUUGGACAGACUACGUACCUACAUUAUCCACAAAAUAAACCCUUCUGAAAUUAUUUUGUUAUUAUUAAUAUGUUAUUUUAUAUGUAAAUUGGUGUGUGUAUAUUUAAUAUAUAUUGCAUGCCCUGUAUAUAAGCACUGAGCAGUGACAGCAUGAAUGGGUAUUCUAUGAUGUAGUUGCAUUAUGACCAAAGAUAUUUGGGUGGGUAGUAUAUGUAGCAUAAUAUUAAUGGAAAACCUAAAUUUGUUAUAAUCUAUGGAAUCGUGGGUGGUAGUAAUAUUGAAAAAGUAUGUCUUGCAUUAUAGAUUGAAGUUCACGCUGCCACUGUAGAGUAUAUUAAUACAAAUUUAAAUAAGAACUAAUAUUAAAAAACAUCAUUGAUAAGGCCUUGAGGGUUAUGGAGUUUGACUAACAUGGUGAUUUGACUAUAUAUUUUUUUCAGAUUAGGUUAUAUAUUUUUUAGUAUAUUAUAUGUAUUUAAAUACAUUUUUGCAUUUAUGAAAACGUAUUAUGUAUAUAAAUAUAUAUCAUUCAUAGAUGUUAAUGCAUCCAUACCUAAAACUGUGUGUCAAAUACUUUGGUCGGACUUCAUCACUGCUUUCACAAACCGCUAUGUUCUUCAGUGGUCCAUCUGGUGGGCUUUAGGCACAUGCUUUUAUUACCAGGUUCGGAUUACUUUUGUAAUAAUCAAAUUUAGUAAUUUAUAUGAAAUAAGUCAUAUUUAUAUUGGGGAAAUUUUUUGAAUACAUUUUUAAAAUAUUUAUUGCAUAUUAAAAAAAUCAAUAUUUUUGAUUUGGUCCAUUUUAUUGUGAAUUUUUCAUACAAAUAAAAAAAAAAACGAAUCUUAUUAAAUAUUUAUUACAAAAAAGGUGCAUAGUUAAGAUAAAAAUAUAUAUAAUUUCAAUGUUAAUCCUAAUUAUUAAUAGAGUAGAUCUUAAAACUAGCGAUGUGGCAUUAUCCAGAUUACUAGAAAGUCCUGUUUUCGGAUUCAAAAUUACAAAAUUUGAGUUUGAUUGUUUAAAAUCUAUCAUAUUAUUUAAUUGCAUAUUUAUUAUGCUUCCAAAAUGAGUAUUAAAUUUAAAAAAAAAAAAAGUUUUGCAUUUAUAAAAUUUAUAUUUUAUAGAUAAAGGGUGAUAUUUUAACCAUUAUGGAAUCAGUUAAGCUUUAUUUUAAACCCAUUUUUCAUUUUUUACACUAUUCCAUAUAUUUAUUUAAGGUCUAUGGAGUAGGAUAAAAAAUAAAAAAUGGUUUUAAAAUAAAGCUAAACUGAUUCCAUAAUAAUUAAAGAAAAUAGACAUUAAAUUCACUUAAAAUUCAUUGAGAAAAUUGUUGGUUCAUGAUUAAAAAAUCACUCUGUAUAUAUUAUACAAAAGAAUCUGGUUUAUCAAAUUUUGGAAAAUUCCAAUUUUUCCCACUACUACUAUAAACAUAAAUGUAGACUUGACUAUUGUAUACAUAUUAGGGUUAAAAUCAGUAGUGCGCGCAGGAUUUUUUUUGGGAAUGGUUUUGUAAGGAUAGCACAUAUGAUCAGUACAAUAUUAUCACUAUUAUUACUGAAUAAAUUAUUUUUGAUGAAAUCAAAUGUAAUUUUAUUCUGUGAUAUACCAUAUAAUGUUGUUGAAAUAAAACUUGAUUUACAAAAAUGUAGUGAAGGAAAACAUUUUGGAGGGGAUUAUAACCCCCUGACCCCCUCCCCCUAUGUGUGCGCCACUGAUUAAAAUCUUAUUUUCUAUUUGUAAAUUAUGUAAAAUAUUUAAUAAAUUUGAAUAGUAUAAAAAGAAAAAUGGCAUGUAAUGUGUACAGUUUUUAAUAAUUAUCACUUUUAUUGGACAUGUAUUUUUUUUUUUUUUUGUAUUUUAUAGAUGAUAGAGAAUUUAUAUGAAGAUUUAUAUAAUGUAGAAAUAAUAAAAAUAUUUAAAUUGUAUGUUGAAUAUUCCAAAAAAAGGUUUGAAAUCUAUACCAGUGGUUUUCAAACUAGGUGUCCGUGCCACACUAGUGUAUUGUGAGCAUUCAUUAGGCGUGCCAAGUCUUUUGAAAUUUGUUUUCCUUAAAUUGUGAUUAACCACCGGUUAUGGUGAUCCAAUCAGUUAGUGUGAAGUCUUAACUCUUUUGAUUAUGUUUCGUUUGAGUAUGACUCGUCAAUUUUGUUCUUAGUUUUAAUUUUGUGUAAAAAAGUAAACAAUGACAAAACAAAAAAAGGUCACACUGUGCCAUGAAAAUGUUGUAAAAAGUGAAGUAUGCCGUAGUCAAAACAAUUUGAAAACCACUGAUUGACAAUGUGUCAAUUUGAGAGUUGGAAAGUUAAUCAUUUUAGGAUUUUUUUUCUUUGUUAAAAGAAUCCUUAAAUUGUUUACUAUGUAUUUGUACCUACAACUUAACCUUUGAUAUUUUUAGAUUCUGGCUGUUAAUAACUUUUUUAUCAGGAAAUUUUGAUCCAAUUAACAAAUGAAAGCCUUUUUGUGUAAUUUUAGAUGUAGUUGGUCCGUAGGAGAGGACAUUUUCGAUUUUGAAUACUUAUAUUAAAUUUAUUGGAAGUGGUAAAAUUUUCAAAACAGUUUGGCGAUUUUUGAAUAGCACAAUUUUGAUUUAAGAAAAUAAAUACACAACCUACCAAAUAAUUUUGUUAACUAUUGUAGUAUAAAAUAUCAAAAUAAUAUGUCUAACGAAGUCACUAAAAUUCUGAACAAUAAUACAAAUAAUGUAAAAAUCGCUUUUAAGACUAAUAAUAAUUUAAUCAAACAUAUAAACUAAAUUAAUAGAACUAAAAGCUUCACAAAGAAAUCCCCCUUCUUUUGAAAAUGCUUGUAUGUAUAAACUUAAUUUAACUGUAACAAAUUUGAUAUAGGUAAGAUAAAUAGAAAUUUUAAUAUAGGAUAUAAAGAACACAUUACUGAGAUAUAAUUAGAAAAGACUUCCCCUAAUUAAAAUUUCACUAAACAUGUUUUAAAAAAAUAACCAUAAUAUAAGCUUUUAUAUUAAUAUAGACUUAGAAAUAUUAUUAAAUACCCAAAAUAACAUUUACAUUAAUUCAGUUUUAGAAGAAUUGUAUACAUACAAUGAAAUAAAGAAAAAUGAUUUAUAUUUCUUAACAUAUAUAUAUCUAAUAAUAACACAUUUUAAAUAAUCUUUACUAUUAAAAUAAAUUAUUUCCAUACAAAAUGACUAAUUUGUAUAAUUUUUUUUCUAUGUAUUCUUUCAUUUAAUUUUAUAUAUUUCGCGUUUUACAUUUGAUAUACCCGAUUUUUAAUUCAAAACUGGUCGUGUGAUACACUUAUCAUAAUACUCCAGGCGACGCAUUUAUUCAUUUUUUAUUUUUAUAUAUUUCUUUACGAGCAUUAACCAUUUUAAUAAUUUUGUUUUUACUUUAUUAUUUUAUUGCCUAUAAUUUGCUCAAAAAUAGACAAUUUUUCCACAUCUAGUAAAAAAGUUAUUAUAAAUAUUCUGAGUUAAUGUAAUCCUCCUCAGUAAAUUUUUUAAUUUAUAAUAAAAAACAAAAAUCGGAAAUAACCAUUAAUGGCUUAACUUUCCUCGUAUUUCCUACGUUUUUUUCCUAGGUUUUGCCCAUCAUUAUCAUAACUAUUUAGAAAAUCAAAAAAUUACUUUCUCAUUAAUUAACUUGAUCAAAAAUACAAUAUAAAAGGUCUCUUGUCAUUUUUCAAUUAUAGUAAGAUUUCUGGUAGAAAAAGUAAAGUAUAAAAAUUGAAAAUUAUGAGAUUGAUAACGCCGUACCGUAAAUAUUAAGUCAGUUUUCCUGAUAAUUUUUGUUCUAGUUAUUGAAAUUAUUAAAACCCCUAUGAAAACCCCUUAGAAAAUCUUAAAAUUACUUCUUUAAUGCAACAACUAGGUCUAAAAUGCAAUAAUAAAGGUCUAUUAUCAUUUUUUAUUUGAAGCAAGAUAUGGUAGAAGAGUUGACACAAAAAUAAAAAAAACACGUCAUAGGAAAAUUAAUAAGUCCUUUGCUAUGCUCAUAAUUUAAAAUUCUAUGAUUCUAAAAAUUUUAAAAUUCUAUAAUGAAAAUUAUCAAGGUGGAAUGUGGGUAAUUAUUAAAAAAUAUUAAAAUAGUGUUCAAGUUUUAAGAUUAAAUAAAGAGUGUUUAUAAUAUUAAAUUGUAUUUAAUGUAUAACUAAUUAAUUAAUGUUAUGGCAUUACAAAUAUGUGUUUGACUUAUAUAUCUUAUUUCAUUUAUGAGUUAAACUGUUUUAAAUUUGAAAAUCAAUAUUUGAGUCAAGGUUUGUUUUCUAACUUUACAUAUUAUGCAUGUAUAUGCAUACAUAUUCACCAAAUAUUUAUAUUUAAUGAAUAAAAAAAAUAUUGUCUAAAAUAAAAUUUUGUUUUAUCUAAAAUUUUUAAAUAAGAUACAGAAAGUAAAAAUAGUCAUUUGAAAUUUUCCUAUAGGUUUUUUAAAAGUAAUGAAACUAAAAACGAGUAAAAUUUAUAGAACACACAUUAAAAAAUUUAUAUUCUAUAGAAGAGUGAAUUUAUUGCUGAAAUGCAAAUUAUGACAUUUGUUUUCUACAAUGAUUUAAAACAUUAAUUUGAAUUUGUUUGAAAUAUGUUAAUUUAGUUUAUGUCGUAUGCUCAAUCUUUAUUUCAAGAAAUAUUCAAGGAUGGCACAGAUUUGCAAGUAACUGAUAAUGGAAUUGUUGAGGCUGUUUAUACAGUUAUAAGUAUGUAUAAUACUUACAAUUGGAUGACAUAUUUUUAAAAAUAAUGAAUUAAUAAUUUACAGGACAUGCCUUUAAGUAAUUUAAGUAAAGAGUAAACUCUUGACUUUAAUUUAACUGUUAAAACAUUAAUAUAAAAAUUAUCGAGCUUUUAUAAUUGUUUAUAUUAUAUACUAAUAUAAUUUCACAGUAAAAUAUAAAUUACAAGAAUAAAAUAUAAUUUUAUACAAAAUGUUUGAUAGUUUAUAAUUCUUAUUUUAUACUCAGUUUCUAGUGCACUUUGGUAAUAUAAUUAUCAAUGUCAGUUCAUAUAAUUGUAAUUUUAUAAACUCAUGAAUUAAAUUCUAAGUAAAUUAUUAUUUAAUGAUUACUGAUUGUCUAAUGUAAUAUUUAUACAUUUUAAUUAUUAGGUAACUAAAAUAUUAGAUGAAACUAUUAAAUUUUCUGUUUUAUUAGUGUUUAUUUUAUUAAUAAAAAUUAUUUCUAAUGUGGCCCUAUUAGAAUUUGUAAGUAAUAUCAAUAUAUUUUUUAAGGUACACUGGGAGUUUAUUUGAUUAGUAUUAUAACAGUGCCUAGUUGGUGGUUGGUGGGUAUACUAACUCUAUGCCAAAGUGUGAUAUUGUUGAUAAUGGCUCAAGAAAAUUUAUUAUCACACGCAUAUGUGGGUUAUAUACUUUUUGGAACAUUUUAUCACAUUAUGGCUACUACAGCUUGGUAAGUAUAAAUCUAACAUUAUUCCAUAAUAUAUAUUUUUCAAUAUGUCAAUUAAUAAUUUAUUGUUUCUAAAAAAUUUAAUUAUUAUGAAUACAUAUAAUAUAUUUGGUAUAUUUUAAUAUAUUAGUUACUGUUUUUUUAGUUGUGAAGUAGCCAAAAAUAUUCCACAAGACAGUUAUGCAUUAGUGUUUGGAAUUAAUAUAUUCAUGUCACUAUUACUACAAACGUGUUUGACAAUAGUUGUUAAUAGUCCAAUGGGAUUGAUGUUAAACAUUAGAGCACAAGUAAAGUUAUUAUUAAAAUGUAUUAAUUUUAAUAUUAAAUUAAUAACUAAUGGUAUACUGAGUGAUCCAUUUAACUGGGUACACUCAUUAUUUUGAAUAGUUUUAACUUUUUUCGUGAUUUGUUUUCUAAAACAUUUAAGAAACAAGUAGCUCUAAAAUUUUAUAUUCAUAUUAUUUUUUGAGGGUAAAACUACUAUCUAAUUUUGAUUUUUAAAUGGCAACCUAUAUUAAAAUAUCCAUAAAUAGAUGGAGUAUUAGUUAAAAUAAAUUUGAGUGUUGAAAUUUUUUAUUUCUGUCAAGCGAUUGACAAUAUAUUACCACUACUCUCUUCCAAUCUAAAUUUGUGCAUUCAGAUAUUGAGUUUGAGAUUAUAUUAGCUUUACUUUUGUAUAUAACUCAACAUUUAACUAAUAUUCGAUUAUACAUUGUAUAAUAUAUACUUUUAAUUUGGACAUUUUGGUAUCAGGAACUUGAGAUAUUUAUAAAGGAUAAGUAUAUUUUAUUGAAUUAAGAUCCAUAUAUUUAUCAUUUUACUACUUAAUAUUUUAUUUCCAUAUAGUUUGUUAGUUAUUAUAAACAUUUUUUAAAUCUUUUUAUAGUUUUAUGUAUAUGGUCAAAGUUGUUUAAUAAUUGGAGCAGUAUAUACUAUCAAAGCAUUGUGGUUUACAUUGUCUAGGAGAAGAAGACAUGUUAUGUCUAUUACCUAAAAGUGAAACAAUUUAAAACUAAGAACUUUAAUUAUUAACUAAUUUAAUCAUGAUUAUUAUUGUAUGUUUUAUAUUUGUAUUAAAAAAUGUUAAAUAUUAAAAUUAAAACAGUUUUUUUUAUUAUUUUUUUAUAGUUUUAUUAAUUUCUAUACUUGCAUAAUAGAAACAUACAAGUAUUAACAAUGCAACAUUUGUAUUUAGUACCAUUUUUUGAAAAUGCUCAAAAUAUUCUCUUCGCAUUCUGUUACAACAAACAAAAACUGGUAUGUAGUUUAUAUUUUCAUUUUCAAGGUAAAAUAUUAUCGUAAAAUAAACUGAGAAUCAAAAAAAAUUUACUUCCUCACAAAUUUAUUAUUAUUUAAUUAUUGUGGAAAAAUAUGUAUUAGUUUUACUAAACUGUGUGCUUUUUUUAAAUUUAAGUUUUGUUUUUCUAUCUAUAAACAUACAAUUGAUCAAACUGAAAAUAUACCAAGUUCUACAAUAUAUCAUAUAGUACUAAUUAACCUACAAACAAAUUUAUUGCUGAUUUAUUAUUGAGACAAAUUUUUAUUACAAAAAACCGUUCAAUUUAUCAUAAUAUAUAGGUAUAUGAAAUUUUGCACAGGGUUUACAUUACUAAGGUUAUUUUUAAAAGUAAAAUCAAAAUCCAAAUCAAUAAUUUUUUGGUAUACAAGAUUCUAGGUAAUAUCUGAAUGAUAAAAUGUGAUGCAAAAAUUGAUAAUUCAAUACAGUGACCAAAUGUAUUUUCACCGUUGCUGUAAAACUCAUAGUAUAAACUCAGACUUAGAUCAAUAGAUCAUAUGUCUUAUGAUACAUAGAUAAAGUUGUGUUUUGAUAAUUUGAAGAUUAUAAGAGACGGAUUGCGUGGACAAGUAUUUACAUCUGUACGCAAAGAUAAACCAUUGCUAAGGAAAAAAGGAUUCUGAGUACAGUUCAGUUGAUAGUAUUGCUUUGUUAACAAUAUAUAUAUAUCAUAUUAUGGUAAAAUGAUUAUAAUAAUUUGAUUUUCCAUGACACCAAUGAUUGUUUAAAAAAAGAUUUAAAAUAAUAAAAACUUAAUAAUAACAAUAAAUAAAUAAAAACGGUUGCCGAUGACAACCUUAUUUUUAAUCUUUCAAUAUUUUUUAACCUAAAGAACCAAGUUUUCCUCAUCUCAAAUUUUAAUGAAAAUUUCAAAAAAUGACCUCUUUAAAGUAUCACCUAGAGAACAUUUCCUUUCAGAAAAGGUGCUAUACUUGAUAAUCGGAGUAUGCUUUCUGGUAGAAAAUGUUCACAAAAAAAAUAUUAUUGUAAAACUAAUACAUACCUCGCUUUACUCAGAAUUUAAAAUAUGAAAAUAUCUAUUAAUAGUCUAAAAUUAAUUAGAAUAUUUUGAAAACUUUAACACGUCUACUAAAUGUCAAUAUAAAUAUUUUUAGAAAACUACAGGUCUUUAUAAUAGUUUCUUACCGAAUAACAACAAAAUAUCUAAUUCCGUACACUAGGUAUCAUAUUCUUUACGGUUUUCGUAAUUAUUAGGAAAACUAUACGGAAAGUUAAACAACUACUCUCUUACUCAUAAAAUAAAUACAAAUUUUUUCAGAAAAUACGUUAUUCUUUUAAUUUGGAUCAAGAUUUCUGGUAGAAAAAUAUAAUCUUACAAAUUUUAAAUAAUGAAAUUGUUGCUCUGUAAUUUGAAAAAAUUGUAGUUUUCGUGUUUUGGAUUUCCAAAUUAAUAUGAAAACCACUAUAAGUAUAAACAAAAAUGUCUAUCCUUGUCAGUAGCUAAGUAUUAAAUGAAACAAAAUCUUACUCUAGUAAUUUUUCGAUUGGAACAAUAUUUCUGGUAGAAAAAUAUAGUUUGCAAAUAUUAAAAGUACUAAAAUCGGUAUGUAACGCUGUGGCUUGUCGUUUAUAUGAAAAUUUUUUUGUCGGUUUUCCUAAUUAUUAUGUAAAUCCGUUAAAAAAUCAAAAGAAAACUCCCAUUACACUAACUAGAUAAAAUGUUCUUUUAGAAAAGGUGCUACACCCUACACUUGAUACAUCGGAGUAAGAAUUUUAUGAUACAACCACUGAACUAAAUACAAAUAAAAAUAGUAUUUAGUUUAGUAAGUAAACUGAUAGAUACCUCAUUACUCUCCGAAAGUAGGUAACAAAAAUCGUUAUUGUGUAAAUAUUCCCAUUUGUACGCUGUUUUCUCCAUUAUUAAGAAAACUACAAGGAAUAUCAUACGAUGAUGAUCGGAGUAAAAUGUCUGGUAGAAAAGUUGUUAAAAGUUGUUAUGUUUGGAAAGUAUUUUUCCGUUUCUUCUAAUUAUAUUAAACAAUUUUCAAUGCUAACAUAAAUAAAAUUAAAUAGUGUUAUUAAAUUAAAUUGUUUCAGUAAUAACGGGUGUGAUACGAAACGUCGAAAAUAAAAUAUUGACAGGUUAAAAUAUCUAAAUAUCGACAGAUUAAUAAAAAUAAAUGAUCACCAAAAUAACAUGUAUUAAAUGCCGGCUAUUUGUAAUUGGCUAUUAACAACAAUAUUAUUUGUAAUACCUAUACAAUACGCAUACAUAAUACAUACCUAUAUAAUAUUAUAUACUUAUUAUAUUUAUUACAAUAAUAUCGCAUUAUUUUCCGUUUCUUGAAAUAGAUAAAGUUCGUAUUCAUUUCACGAUGUGGAACUGCGGUUUUUCCAUUUAUUAUCGUAAUUACACAAUAUGGAUAACAUUCCGUGACAUUUCAUGAAUUGGGAACUCCUCGAAUUUGGGUACUUGGAUAUUUUAUCGCUUAAAUAAAACUCGAGUUAAGUCGGUGGUGCUAUUUGUAAUGGAUUGAUACCAAAUGUAUAUAUAACGAAACUUAUUCUGUUAUUUGAAUAUUAUUAUAGCGAAACAAUAAACUACUUUUUAUUUUUAAACGAAUUUUAAUAAAUACAUUUUUUUUAUAAUUAUUUCUGAGAAAACAACUUUACUUUUAAGAAUUUACAAUUCCUUUAAAAAAUAUGUUUAUUAUGAUUAUUUAUUUGAACAAUAGUUUGUAAGUUAUGGCAAUGAGAAUUACAAGGAUUAAACGAUAAUAUUGCCUAUAGUUUUCUUAUUAAUAUUGAAAAAUAAAAAUAAUUGAAGCUUAUAAGUUAAAUUUAGGAUUAGUUCAAAAUAAACUGUUAUUAUUAAUGAAAUAACUUACCUAUGGAGAGAUGCCUGAAAGAAACACUAGCUAUAUAAUGAUGGAACAGUUUCAUUGUGUAAAAUUUAGGUAUCCAUUGUACGAAAUAUUAUCCAUACGUUAUUGUGUAAUAAUAAUAAUUAUGCGAAGUGGAGAAAUCACGGUUCUAUUUCGUGAAACGGAUAUUAACGCGAUAUGAAUGCGACAUACAUACAAGAAAAAAAUUAACUGAAACGUCUAAAAUAGACAAAUUUAAAAUAAAUGUAUUUGUGUGCAUUUCUUUUUAUAGAAAUUAAUUUUAAUGCAUAAAGUUUUCUUUGAAGUUUUGAACCUAAAAGCCUAUAAUUUUGUAUGAAUUGAUAUCAAAGGUUCUCAUUAUUAGAUUCUAUGAGGUUGCGUGGAUGCCCUUGCAAACCGAUCUAUGGCUACUGCUCGGACAUUCAUAUCAAUACCCUUAUGUAUUAUAGUCAAAAUUGCUUUAAACCAUUAGCACUACUUUUUGGUAACGCUUAUAAAAAUACCAAAGAAAUGAUAAAUGAUACUGGUAUAAACGUUAUAUUACUUAAUUAGCUAUAGUCUAUAGCUGUGAUUUUUUAAUCACAGCUAAACAAUUUCAAGAAGGGGGAAAUCCACCCAUUGUUCCCUCCUCAAAUACGCCACUGGAGUGUAUACUAUAUAGGUACUAAUUAUAUUAUAUGUACUUAUUUAUAUGUCUGUGAAGUCCAUUCUUUUGGAAAACAAAAUAAUAAUAAUAAUAAUAAUACAACGGAGUAGUAUAGUAUCAAUAACCGUCUCUAAUAUUUUAACCAUUAUGUCAAAUGGUUAAGUCAUAAUAAUAAUGCCUGUGCAUUAAUUUUCCUUGAGAAUAAGAAUCAUGGCGGUAUGCUUACAGCUUUGAAGAACCUAUAUUCAGUAUGCCAUUUUUUUGUAUACCCAAACAAUGGAUUCUAUAGAGCUGAUGUAGGUAAAUUAUAUAUGAAACUAUAACUAGGUAUUUAUUAGCAAUAGGUAUUUCGUCAGGGCCUGGGGCAUGACUAAAGUAUUUAGAAACUAUAUUAAUUUUUUUCAACAAAAUUGGAAUAUUAAGAUAGAAUUAAAAAUUUAGAAGAGAUCGUAUAUAAUAUUGUUAAUAAAAAUGUACAGUUAUACUCAUUUGAUAUUAUAUAAGCCAACGCAAAAAAAAUAUUAUUUAUUCUUUAUAAAAUAUAACAUCUAGAGAAAAACAACAGUAUAAUUUUUUUUAAUUAUUAUUUGCUAUACCUAAUUAAUAGCACCGUGUAACGACAUCUUCUAAAAUCUUCAGCAGAAAAUUGCUUUGACUAUAAAAGAAGAAAUCUCAUAAUAAUGCUGUAAUUAAAGUUAAUGUGUGCAUAACGAGUUUUUUUUAGUCAUUGUUAUUGUAUCAUUAUAAUUUAUAGUGCACAAAGAAAACAAUAUUAUACUGUGCAUAUACUAAAACAAUAGUGUUGUGGAAUUGGUUUUUCAUAUAAAAAACAUAAUUUUAAUCAUUUCAUACGAAUAUUAUAAAUAGUACGAAAAAUGUGUCCUGAGUAGACAGAAUAUUAUAUUUUAUUUUAUUGUAUUUAACUAUUUUUUUCAUUCGUCGUUAUUAGAGUUUCUCGUAUGUGUGUUGAUUUUUUGUUUAUAUAUAUAUAAUAUGAGUUCAAAAUUUGUAUUGUAUUUAUUUGUUUUAAUAAAUUUAUCAAUAUCAUCUGUGAUGCUAUCAUCAUUGAGUUUGACGCCUGAAACCACAAACUUAAAUACUGUAAGUAGAAAUGAUUAAGAAUAUGUUUUAUCGCCAUAACAUUUUAUGUAGAUCUAGUAUUGGUAUUUUUACAGUGUAGGUAUAGAUUUGUAUACUACACACAAACUUAUUAUAUUACAUAAAUUCUAUAAUUGGUAUCUAAUUUAAUUAAAUAUCUUGCAUUUUUUUUUUUUUAGACGACCAAUCGCAAAUCAACUGAAAAGUCGAAAAGUAUCCAUUCUCAUAGAGAAAUUAAACAUCGACAAUCAACUCUAAAAAAACAAAAUCGAUGUAAGUUAAAAGUACAUAUAGAGUACCUCACCUAUACAAAUUUAUAAUAUUAGGUAUUCUCUCAUUUCCAAACAAAAUAAAAUGAUAAUUGCCUAUUUAAAAAAAUAUGUGUUCGAUUUUAUAGUACUUUCACUCUUUACAAUUGUUAAAUUUGAUAAUGAACCGUGUUACUCGUCAUUUGGGGACAGUGGUAUUUGUAUGACAUCCACAGAAUGCUAUCAAAACCAAGGAGUACCUAUAGGAUCGUGUGCUAAUUCAUACGGCGUUUGUUGUUUGUGUAAGGAACAUCACGUCAUUGCUAUUAUCAUUAAUAUUCAGAUUCUUUGUUAAAUUGAUAUUUAUGGAUCAAAUUUUAGCACUAUCUACCUGUGGACAGACAAUCCGAGAAAAUGGCACUUAUUUUGUAAACGCAGGAUAUCCAGACGGCUUGAAUGCAACUGGAACGUGUCAAGUGACAAUUCAUAAAACGUCUCCUAACAUUUGCCAAUUUAGGUUGGUAUCUAUAGCUAACUUAGCUAAACUAUCACUGCUAACCUUCACUGCUCAGUGGUAAAACAAACAUUAAUUUAGGUAUUUUAGAUAGUUAGUAAAAUAUUUUUGAGGUAGGUAUGUAAUGGUUUUACAAUGAUGAUUUUAAUAUUUCCUAUCUAUUUCGACCAGACUAUUUACUUGUACAAUCAAUAUCAGCGAUAGUUGUUAGCAGCAAAUGUGUCGAGUUAUUGUAUUGGAACCUGAUUUUUUGAUACUCUUAAUAAAUUUCUUAAUGCCCAAUGAACAUAUUUUCAACACCAGUUUUUAUGAAAAUUAUAUUUUUAAGUUCAAAGUGGAGAGAGGGAUCUAUAUUAGUUUUACUAUGAUGUGUUUUAGACUCGUGUGUGAAAAUGUCCGUCUUUUUUAUUUUUAUAAGUUUUAAAAUCAAAUUUUUACGAAAAUCGUAUGGUUUAUCGUUAAUUAUAGCUAAAUUAAAUAACUCACACUCACUAUCACCUCUUUUUUUUUGUUAUCGUUAAUUAUAGGUAUAAAUUAAAUAACUCACACUCACUAUCACCUCUUUUUUUUUGUAUUUCAAUGAGAAAAUAUCAUAAAAAGUAUUUGAAAUACUUUUACUAAAUACUUAUAUUGACAUUUCUAGCCAUAGUGUAAUUAGCUGUUUUUAUUAAUUUUUAUUUAAGAUUUUUUAUGUUUUAAAAUUUUUGUUUCGAUUCAUGUGAAUAAGUAUUUAUUGGCUGGUCUAAAAGCGUGAUAAUGUUUAAUGUAAGUUUCAUCAUUAGUUUUAUCAGUUAAGCGUUAUAUCACAAGGUUGAAAUUUAUAGUUGCAUUUUAAAUUACACUGCAUACAUACAGGCUGUCCCACGAAGAUAUACCCCUUGAAUCUCCGGAGUUAAUAAAGAUAAUCAAAUUCUGUUUUUUUUUUUUAUAUUACAGGGAAGAAGACUACAAAUAUUUAUAUAUUAAUUAUUAUUAAUUUUUUUUUUUAUUAAACAAAUUUAAAUAAUAACUUUAUUUUAUUAUUUUCGGAAAAUUUUAAGGUAGCCAUUCUCUGUAAAGUUUGUUAUUCAGAAAAUUAUAAUGUAUAAUAAUAAUGUAUAAAACUGAUGUUAUCUAAAGAAUAACCUAACCGUGUUACGCGAUAAUAUCGAUUUUCACACGAAUUAGUAGAAUUAAAAAUGGCUGUUACUUGGUAUUCAUUGGAUAUAAAUGUGUGAUUUAUUAAAAUAUUUAGAAAAAUAAUCUUUAUAGAAUGGCUAUCUUAAAAUUUUCCGAAAAUAAUAAAAAUCAGUAAUUUUUUAAAUUUAAAAAAAUAUAUAUAUAUCAUACCUUUUUAACCUACCAUCUGACCUACACAUGAACAGUAUUAUAUUUUUCUUUUUACUUUUAGAUUAGAUUUUGAACGUUUUGCUAUAAUGGCCCCGGAACCAGUUAACCAUCAAUGCGAUAAUGAUCAAUUUAUUGUUUCCGGUUCGAAUCCUAUACCUGUGAUCUGUGGGUUGAAUACCGGUAGCCACAGUAAGUACCUGAUUUUAUAUUUUUAAAUACAUGCAUUUCAAAUUUGAAUGUCUUUUUUAAAAAUACUUAAUUGUAUUACGGAUGCAGCAUCACCAAAAUUCAAUUGUAGUGGGAGACAUAAUUUUUGAAAGAGUCCGUGACUUUAAAUACCUGGGAAUAGACGUAAAUGAAAGGGCAAAUAGCGAUAAGGAAAUCAAUUACAACAGGAAAAAAGUGUUAUUUCUCACUGGUACCGCUGUUCAAGUCAAAGUUACUAUCGAAGAGAUCGAGAAUUAGGAUUUACAGAGUUCUAAUCAAGCUUAUUGUAGUACUGUAUUAAUCAAUAAAAGCAGACGAAAAAAAACUGAUAACAUUUAAAAAGAUACUAAGGAGUAUAUUUGGCCCAAGAAAAAAUAAUACAAGUAAUCAAUUAUAUGAACGAAGGAUCAACACAGAACUGAAGAAAAUUUUCAAUGAACUUGAUAUAAUAGGUGUUCUAAAGAGUAAGCGGAUAAGCUGGGCUGAGUUUUUUUGGAGGGCAGAAGAUAAAUUAGUUAACAAGGUCACAAAAUGGAACCCGAAUGGACUAAGACCAAAAAACAGCGACAGAGUGACCAAGUUAGUGAAGGCCUUGAGUGCCUAGGAAUUAGGGAUGGAGAAAGGUUAGAAUUAUAUAGAUAUACGUAGAGAGGCGUAUUGGAAGCUGAAUAAUUUUCAACUUAGAUAAAAUAUUUCAAACAAAUUCCUCUUGCAAGAGAUAACGAUUUUUAAAUAUUUAAAGAAUGUUAACAAGCAUUUGAGACUCCAGCAAACUAUCAUUAAUUAAUACUUAAUAGCGAAAUGAUAAAAUAUAUUCUAAACUUUAGAAUCUAGAGUAUUGGUCAUGAAUGUUUUUUUAAGAAUUCUUUGAAAAUUUAAUCACUUACUAUAGGGAAAUAUUUACAAUAUUUGCUUUAAAGUUAACUAAUUUGUGAACAUUUUACUUCUCUCUAUUAUUAUUUCUUUAGGCGAUUUAUUUUUAUUAUUUGCAUUUUUAGGUGCUUCAAUAAGAAGAAUUCUUUAGUGAAACAUUUUUUUAAAUUUAAUUGUAACUAAAAAAUAUAAACCUGCAUUCAUUACUUGUAUACGCGUUACGUUCAUGACAAAAUAGGCAAGAUAAACAUUGUGGAGCCCCGCGCUGGUCGGCCGUUGCAGCUCGACCGGUGCACCGCAUGAUUGUGUAAAUGGGAAACAACUGUUGCGAUUGGCCGCAGUGAGAAAUGAGGCACAGACAUCUAAACGGAACAUAUAGCAUGAAAAUGCGCUCCGGUGGGCGGAGAGGACAGAAAUACGUGAAAUAAUAAUUGGAGUGUUUUAAUUGGUUGUCCUCAUAAUGAAAAGUUGCUCUCUUUCACAUUUUUUUAUAGUUUAUCAGUCUACUUCUCUUUAUCCGUUCGCUCCCCCCAGUUCUCGGGGUGAAUGGUCCGUUUAAAUAUAUAAGUCUAUACAACUGCGUCACUGAGAGUUGGACUGUUUAACAAAUAUACAAACGUGACAUGAGGACAAAGUCAAUUUAAAUAAAAAUCUCUUAUUUAGUGUAUGUGGAUGCUGGUACGGGAACAAGUCCAAUUAUAUUGACAGUGGUUACAAGUGGCAUACUUUUCAAAAGGAACUGGAAAAUCAAAGUCAGUCAAAUACCUUGUGAAUCCAUAACGAAGGGUCGGUUUUAAACUUUAUUAACAUACAUAGGAUUAUACUUCAUGAUAAAUGUAUUCUAUUUAGCUGACACUGGUUGCUUGCAAUACUAUACCGGAAUAUCGGGUACCGUGAAAUCAUUUAAUUAUGAACCAUUUUCUGGCCUUCAUUUGUCAAAUCAAGAUUACACGAUAUGCUUGCGGACGGAACGCAAUUUCUGCUCUGUACAGUAUUCGGCUUGUGAUGACCACAGUAAGUAUUUAAAUAAUAACAAAUAUAAAUUGUCUAUUUUAAAAACUAAAAAUAAAGUUCGUAUAUAAAAAAAAAAAUUAAUUAUUUCCUAUGAAUGAAGUGAACAACAGAAGCCAUGCGUUUACUUUAACCGGUAAUACAUUGGGUCAAAAUCCUGUACAAGCGAAUGUAGGCAGUGUCGGAUCGAGUCCUUGCAAUUCUGAUUACCUAAUUAUUCCGUGUGUUUCGAGUAAACAGGGUCCAGUAGCAUCAGGCAUGAACACUUGUGUCGAUAGACUGUGCGGUGGUACUUUAAAUACGGAUUACUCUACAAUGUCAACGACAGUUCUAAGUAAAAAUAAAAUUUUAUAUAUUAUGCACUUUAUUAUUAUAAUAUUAUAUACUAGCAAUCAUAUCGUUAUAAUUUAUAUUUAAAUUAUAGAUGUACAUUGUAUUUAUAUCAAUAAUUAACAUUAGUAUUUAUAACGUAACAGUGAAAAAAAAAACUAUUAAUAUUAUAUUCUAAGAUAAUCAAUACCUAGCUGUCCUGCUUGGGCUUGCAUUUUACCAAACCCCUUAUGAAUUUUAAAAUUUGUGUUUUAAGGCACUAAAUUUAAAAUAUUUGAAAACAUUUUGUUUUUUUAGAAUUUUUUCAAACCAUUAAUUUAAAAGUUAUAGUGAUUUGAAGACUUAUGUCUAUAAUUUACAUAAUACGCGGAAUAUUACAUCAUGAAAAACACCAUUAUUUCCAUUGUUAAAUAUCCGACGUAGUUUUGCAUAAUAAAUGGGGCUUUAUUUUCGAUUUAUGUUUCAUCAUGAGCGAGUGAAUAGAUGGCCGAAUUUCUUGUUUCACUUAGUGAGAUUUAGGUUAAUACUUAGGGCAUUAACCUCCUUGUAGUAGAAUCAGAUUAGAAAUACUAGGGUAGGUAAGUAAGUGAUUUAAUGUUUUGAGUUUAAGGUUAGACAUGAGCUCGCGAAGCGAUUUUGUGAAGGUCACCAAAGUCAGUCUCGCGAAGCGAUAUUAUUUUGCCAUAACUUCUUUAAUAAUGAUUUGUACGAACACAAAUUUAAAAUUUUCAAAAUGAGCUUUGAUAAAAACGUAAAAGUAUUUUGAAAUUUUUAAGAGAUGUGGUAAAGUACACUUGUUCUACCCACUUACUUUGUUACCUAAUAUAGGUAUACAUUUUCAAUAUAAAAUAUACAAUUUUAACUUUUCCUAAAAAAAAAUAUGCAUACAUAACACAAAGAAAUGUUUAAAACACUCACCAAUCUUCUUUCAUGACUGAUGAACGUCUAAAAAUUAUCUAAAACUGCAUCACUGUUAUUUAUCACUGUCGAGCUAUUUUUUGUUUGAUAUAUAUAUAAUACAUAUAAUACAUAGGUAUUUAUGUUUUUUUCACCAUGAAAUAUAAUUUUCAAAUUAAAAUAAUUUAUUCAAAAUGUUUGUUUUUGUUAUAGGUAGUGUUAGACCUUUUCGGUUGUCAUUCCACACAAAUGCAGUAGAAAUGCCAAAUGAUAUGGGGAAUCGUGGAUUUUGUCUAAACUAUAUACAACAACCGUGUAAUGCUAAUUACAAAUAA